AGUGGCCACUGCCUCGAAGUCAUGACCAUGCGGGCCCAAACGUUAUAGGAAAGGGGAAAAACAAAAACAAAAAAAAAAACAUGAAAAGUUGAAAGCCGAAUAAAAAACACUCCACCAUCUGCUACCAACUGUGUGAAUUCCAUUGGGACUUCCGUUGCCCUCCAUCACUCCGUGCGACAACCUGAAACUCCGCGUUGCACAACUGGAGGAUGGGCGCCGCAAGCGCGUCCGUGCUAAGCGCAUUCGUCGAAGAGCAUGCCGGGUUGGCGCAAAUGAGAGUGAUCUGUGAUUGGAAGCCUGGUCUUUCGCAGCGGACGCAGAGGAAGCAGCAAGAAAACAGACCCAAGGAAGGACCCCAGAUCCACAGAGCUAAACCAGGUCAGGCGUAUUCUGCAGCUCAGGCUGUAAUCAUGGAUGCGGACUCUCAUCUCUCUGGGAUCACACGCAGAUCAGAUACAGUUCGAUUUGGAAUUCUCGGGUGUGCAAACAUUGCACGCAAGAUAGUCCGUGCAUUGCACAUGGUGGAUGGCACAGAAGCAUAUGCGAUCGCGAGUCGUUCCCUCACUAAAGCUCAGAAGUUUGCUGAGGCUACACAAAUGAAACCUGGCCACAAGUGCUACGGUCACUACGAGGAGAUCCUAGAUGAUCCACUGGUAGACGUCAUCUACAUACCCCUGCCAUCUGGUCUUCACCGGGAGUGGGUACUGAAAGCGGCUGCCAAAGGAAAACAUGUUCUUUUGGAGAAGCCGGUGGCGUUGGAGUUGCGGGAGUUUGACGACAUGCGUUUAGCGUGCGGCAAAGCUGGUGUUCAACUCAUGGAUGGGACAAUGUUAAUGCACCACCCGCGCACGUAUGCCGUGAAGGACAUAAUAAAGGACAAAAGCCAGCUUGGCGAUUUGGUGUCCAUGUAUGCCGUUUGCUCGACGUUCCGGAACACCGAGGCAUUCAUGAAGAGCGACAUCCGAACACAGAAACACCUUGACGGGCUCGGGGCGCUGGGCGGCAAUGGGUGGUACUGCAUCCGUGCCAUGCUGUGGGCGAUGGACUACAAACUGCCCAAGGAGGUGUAUGCAUGGCCCCGCACCGUGCUCAACGAUGAAGGGGUGAUUAUGCAGUGCGGCGCGAACUUGUUUUGGGACAACGGAGUUGUUGGCAGCAUGGAGGCGAGCUUCAUGGCCGCGAUGCGUCUCACAUUCGAGGUUAGCGGCACCCAUGCAGUUGUGUCGAUGCCCGACUUUGUCCUCCCUGCGUCUGAGGAGACCGCAGUGUACGAGAUCAGGAAACUGACUGUGGACGAGUCACGGUUCUGGGGCAAGGUAGUCGAUGUGUAUGCUGAGGAGGUUCGUACGGAGCUGCCCCAGGAGGCUCUGAUGGUAGCGGAAAUGGCCAGGCUUGUCCGAGGCCUAAAGGACGGCACUGGAAGCGUCGACAGACAUUGGGAAGAGAUUGCAUGGAAAACCCAGCUGGUGCUGAAUGCAAUAGAGGAAUCCAUCAGGCUUGGUGGUGCACAGGUGAUUGUCCGAGCCCCAUAAGCAGAUGGAGCUGGCUCAGCACACCACACUAAGGGCAUACUAACACUAGAACGUUUUUUACUUGUUCGUCCGUGGACGUUCUUGCGGUCAGAUGCACCACGUCCAUCUAUAAAUGUUGUCAGAUACAUUUAAGAUGGAGCUAGUACCGAGUACACGCCUACCACUCCCUAAGCUACUCAAACUUUGUAAAAUUGUCGACAAGCAAUCAGAAGCUGGAAUGCUCACAUCGCAUGUCAAAGCGGGGUGAGGUGUGAAGAAAGCCGAGCCUCAGACAGAUGAUGGUAGUCGACAGACGCUGCUAAACGACAACGGUCACCAACUUGAGGGUCAGGCAGUGGGCUAGGCACCAUGGCAUGGCAUGGCAUGGCACAGAGAGGGGGAUGACAAGAAUCAAGGAGUGGGCCAGAC
Messenger RNA from Chara braunii, 1940 nucleotides. NCBI's taxonomy places the organism in Eukaryota, Viridiplantae, Streptophyta, Charophyceae, Charales, Characeae. The record is from the annotation of a GenBank genome assembly.